CUCGUCGAGCUUGAGCUCAAAGUCCUUGCAACUUGUUUGUAGCGUCCCUUUAUCGUGCAGACGGUGCGCCGGCGGAGCAAUUCUUGAUACCCACAUAGGGUAGGACCUAUAAUGAACCAGGAGGAGACCAAUCUCAACAUAUUCGAGCGAUAUGUGAUGAACAGUAUCCCGAUCCGACUCAUAUGUCUAUCAGACAUGAAGUUUGUGGCGCGCAGUGAUGUCAAGAAACACUUCAGGAGCUCUGUACCACUAGACGACAGUCUGUAUCACCCCUCCGAAAGCGUACGAUACGCCAUUCUAUCUCAUCGAUGGCUGGAUGAAGGAGAACCAACGUACGAUGACAUGAAGGCGAACACGGCAGAAGGCCUGGCAGGCUAUACUAAGCUGAAGAACUUCUGUGAAGAGGCCAGAGAGUAUGGGAUGGAAUUUGCAUGGUCAGACACCUGUUGCAUCGACAAAAACAACAGCACCGAACUAGACGAGUCGAUUCGUUCGAUGUUUCGAUGGUACCGCAAUUCAGCUAUUUGUAUCGUGCACCUGGCACAAAGCUUGACCAUUGCGGAUGUUGAGCAUGACGAGUGGUUCGCAAGGGGCUGGACAUUGCAAGAACUCCUUGCGCCCGAGAGGAUCAAAUUCUUUUACAAGCACUGGACACCAAUGACGGAUGAUGAAGAUGACAAGAACAUGGAAUCGACUGAAGUAAUGAAGACUUUGGAAAGAGCGACUGGUAUUCCUUUUGAUGACCUCUUUGUAAAUUUCACACCAGGUCCUAUCAGGGUGGAUAAACGAAUGACGUGGGCAGCGAGGCGCAAGACAACAAGAGCCGAAGAUGUGGCUUAUUCAUUGAUGGGAAUAUUUGACGUCAGCCUGCAGGUCGCUUACGGAGAAGGAGGAGACCGCGCCUUCUGCAGGCUCAUCGAGGCAAUCAUGCAGGCCGGUGAUCCCUCUGUCUUCAACUGGAAGGGUCAGUCUGCAGGACAUCAUACUUCACGCGCUAUUCCUCAAUCGCCCCAGACCUACAUGGACUGUCAAACUUUGGAGUUUGAUGAUGAGCGACUCGAGAUGACAAUGACCAGCCUCGGCUUGCGAGUGCCUCUAGCGAUACUCCCACUGAAUGUUCUCCGGAGGCAGUUUCAUGGCUCGAGUACCUAUCUCAAACUCACAUGCCCGCUGUGUCCGGCUCUCGAAAUUGAUUUCACCUCAUAUGACCCUACUAAUUUGUUUCCAGAAGACGUUGGAAAGGCUGCGUGUGACGCGUACUCGUGGGUUUAUGCGCUCGGAGUUGUCAACUACUCAAACAUUGAGGGAUUAAGCGAAGUCCUUGGGAUCCGGCGCAAGUCAGCUGGCUUCAUUCUAGCGCAAAAACCCAAGUCAAAUUUCCCAUCGGGAUUUCAACCGACUGACUCUCUUGGUAUCAAGAUCGCGCCUCACCCAGAAACGAAAUUCACGAAGUGGUCGUUGGCAAACAGCGGGGGUUUGAUUGUGGUUGAGUUUCCGAACAUACCCGAGGGAUCGGUUGUCUACAUCGAUCCCGACUACUUACAAUCAGUGUACUUAUAAGUUAUCAGUGUACCACCUACCGUGGUUUCGUACCAAAUGCGUCAAGUGUUGCGCAAGUGUAAUACCUGAAAUCAAGUUUUUUAUUUAAGACUAACGCUUGUAGGAUUUCGAAAUCAAUAAUCAUUCU
Messenger RNA from Suillus bovinus, 1687 nucleotides. RefSeq names its product heterokaryon incompatibility protein-domain-containing protein. Lineage: Eukaryota; Fungi; Basidiomycota; Agaricomycetes; Boletales; Suillaceae. The record is from RefSeq and is a predicted model, not a curated record. The coding region runs from base 112 to 1560 and encodes 482 amino acids. The transcript has 3 exons.